Messenger RNA from Linum tenue, 1041 nucleotides. The record is from the annotation of a GenBank genome assembly. Lineage: Eukaryota; Viridiplantae; Streptophyta; Magnoliopsida; Malpighiales; Linaceae.
ACGCUUCGCGCUCCAUCAAGCCUCGCCAAUCCGAAAUUCCCAAAUCAAGCGAACGUUGAAAUUCGCGUCCAGACGAGGAGGAUUGGGAGGCGGAUGAGAUCUGCGCUGCUUUUGGGGCAAUAUAAUACUGGUUUAGAAGUUGAAGGGUUUCCUCUUGUGAAGAGUUUGUUUGCCAUCGAGAGCUAUAUAAUGGCUGCAUCUGCUGAAGUUCUUACGCUUGACAAGCGUGCUGAGAGCCACGAUGGAUGGACAAUAGUCUUGCCUCGUGGCAAAAGACGCAGUAGAAAGUUACCUAAAAUUGGAUCUCUGGAGGAACAAGGAGGGACAGUAGUAUCAUGGACUCCAUCUGAUACCAAGUCCAGCGAAGACAGGCGAUCGAAGUUAGAACUGAAGAUGGUUGGCUGUAUGAAGAGAGUGGAGAACUCUGUUUUCUAUCAGAAGUUUGUGGAACAGAUGCAAACCCAACAAGUCAUGGACCAUUUUCACAAGGUUCUCGAGGGUUCAGAACAGAAGAAGAUGCAGAUGGUGGUAUAUGGUAUUGGCAGCAUCGAAUCGCACGAAACCCCUCGUCUGCAACUCAGCAUUGCCCUCUUGAUAAAGCGAGAGUUCAGUUGGAUCGGGGAUUUGCAAGUGUUCGAUCCAAUCCUUUCUGCAACCGAGUGUCAAGUUCUCGAAGCUCUCGGCUGCACUGUUCUCUCUGUAAACGAGCAAGGUCGACGUCGAGCAACAAGCCCGACUUUGUUCUUCAUGCCACAUUGUGAAGCAGGUCUGUACAACAACCUUCUGAAGGCGAACUGGGAUGUGGAGGCAAUGAAUCGAGUUGUGCUGUUUGGUAACAGCUUCCAGCUGUAUCGGCAGUAUGCUUCGUUCAAGAACCUGAUAGUGGUUGAUUCAAAUCACAUUUUGGCUGUUGAAAAUAUCACCGACGAGUUUGUGCUGAGUACUGUGUCCGAAGAUUAUUUUGCAGCUUUUCAUGAUUCAAGUUGGCAUUUUUUCAGGCCGUGUCUAACGACGGACCUGCAAGUUUUAGAUGAGAAGUGA